This is a messenger RNA of Toxorhynchites rutilus septentrionalis, 9271 nucleotides long. RefSeq names its product E3 ubiquitin-protein ligase CBL (gene Cbl). The transcript is spliced from 8 exons. Gene Ontology annotation, molecular function: SH3 domain binding; phosphotyrosine residue binding; ubiquitin protein ligase activity. Gene Ontology annotation, biological process: negative regulation of epidermal growth factor-activated receptor activity; cell surface receptor signaling pathway. Gene Ontology annotation, cellular component: membrane raft; plasma membrane. The record is from RefSeq and is a predicted model, not a curated record. NCBI's taxonomy places the organism in Eukaryota, Metazoa, Arthropoda, Insecta, Diptera, Culicidae. Bases 957 to 4277 code for a protein of 1106 amino acids.
UACGAUGGGUUGUUGUUUCGUUGUGUCGCUGGUGACGCCAAGUGUAUCUAGCAAACAAAUCGCGUUCGGUAGUGCACAAGUGAAUUUUGCGUUUGCUCUCGCAUCUUACACAAUCGGUUCUCGAGUAUCGUGUAAUCGAGUAUAGUUUGUGCGGAAAGAUACGGCUUCUCGAGCAAACAUUUUGCAUCACGUUUCGUCGCGGAAAGUGCAAUGUGUCCUAAAUAGAGAAAAAAAAAGUGCUGAAUCUCAGUGCCCAAAAGAGGAAGAGCGGUUGCACAAAAAUACAGUUAACUUGUCGCACUCUCUGCCGAGUGGUGGUGCGAGUGGGAAGGAAUAUCAGGGUUCACGUGCGUAAACGAGAUAGCAGCAGCGGAGCUGCUGUCAAUUGCGUAGCAUUCUAUCGUCGUGUGCGUGUGGGGAACACGAUCCCGCGUUCGCUGUGUUGUGUUGAGAGUCGGUGAAUGUUGUGAGCCGAGUUUUGCUUUUGAAAAGCUUGAAGAGGUUUUCGAAGAAAUAUUUUGUGUUCAACGUCAAACGCGGAGCGAAGUGUCAAGUGAAAGAAGAAUAUCGAAAAAAAACAUCGAACGAGCGAUGUUGUUAAUGUAUAUGUGUGGCUCUGUGUAUAUUCUCUACAGCAAAUGAGAGCAAUAAGUUGUGUCGCGUAUUUUGUUCACUUUCUCGUCGUGAAAUAUUUAUUUGCGUUCGAACAAACGCCGUCAAAAUGAUUGAAGUUUGGUGAGCAGAAGAUCGGAAAUGUUUGACGAAAGUGAAAGUGGCAAAGCCCAAAGAAUCUGCUGAGAAACGAGUGGUUUUUCGGUCCGGGCGCUUAGCACGGAAGGAAGUGUUCGAAGUGUGUUAUUUUCGGGGAGUUGAUUCAGUGCGACCAGAGUCCCCCGAACAACAAACGGGCCGGGUGUGUGCGUGUGUUGUGUUUGGAAGUUUUGAUAAAUGUCAAGAUGGCCGCUACUAACCGAGCUCGUCCACAGCCGCGAGGGAACAUCUCGUUCUUCUCGAAGAUCCAGGGCAAGAUCUCCGAUGCAUGCGCCCAGCAGAAGUUCCUAACGGACAAAAAGACCCUGGAGAAGACCUGGAAGCUGAUGGACAAAGUUGUCAAGCUGUGCCAGCAGUCCAAAAUGAAUCUGAAAAAUUCACCGCCCUUCAUACUGGACAUCCUGCCGGAUACGUACCAGCGAUUGCACCUGAUCUACUCCAAGUACGAGGAUCAGAUGCAUCUGCUGCAUGGCAACGAACACUUUAACAUUUUCAUCAAUAACCUGAUGAGAAAGUGCAAACAGGCCAUCAAACUGUUCAAGGAGGGAAAGGAGAAAAUGUUCGACGAGAAUUCGCACUACCGGAGAAAUCUGACCAAACUGAGUUUGGUGUUCUCCCAUAUGCUGAGCGAACUGAAGGCAAUCUUCCCGAAUGGGUUGUUCGCCGGGGAUCAGUUCCGCAUCACCAAAUCAGAUGCGGCCGACUUCUGGAAGACCCGCUUCGGAAACAGUACGCUGGUUCCUUGGAAGUUGUUCCGGCAGGAGCUGUCUCAGGUGCAUCCGAUCUCCUCUGGGCUGGAAGCGAUGGCACUAAAAACCACCAUAGAUUUAACGUGCAAUGAUUAUAUAUCAAAUUUUGAAUUUGAUGUGUUUACAAGGCUGUUUCAACCCUGGAAUACGCUACUCAGAAACUGGCAAAUCCUAGCGGUGACGCAUCCGGGCUACGUCGCCUUCCUAACGUACGACGAAGUUAAGGCACGCUUACAAAAGUAUAUCAAUAAGGCUGGUAGUUAUGUUUUCAGAUUAUCCUGCACGCGAUUAGGCCAGUGGGCGAUAGGUUAUGUUACGGCGGAAGGCGAAAUACUCCAGACGAUUCCCCAAAAUAAGUCAUUAUGCCAAGCUUUACUAGAUGGUCAUAGGGAAGGUUUUUAUCUGUACCCGGACGGAAAACCACACAAUCCAGAUCUCUCAUUUGCCGUGCAGAGUCCGCUAGAGGAUCACAUCACGGUGACGCAAGAGCAGUACGAACUCUACUGUGAAAUGGGGAGCACGUUCCAGCUGUGUAAGAUCUGUGCCGAGAACGACAAAGACAUCAGAAUCGAACCCUGCGGACAUUUGCUCUGUACGCCGUGCCUUACGGCGUGGCAGGUUGAUUCAGAGGGACAGGGUUGCCCUUUCUGCAGGGCGGAAAUUAAGGGCACCGAGCAGAUCGUGGUGGAUGCGUUCGAUCCGAGGCGACAGCACAACCGCAACUCGGCCAACGGGCGGCAGCAGCUGCAGAACGAUGACCACGACGACGAUACCGAGGACGAUUUCAAUAUCGCCACGUCGUCACUUCAUGCGCUGAGCAAUAGUAUGACUUUGGCACGCAAUGAAAAGCAAAGCCCACACUCCUCACCCCGGUUGCCACGGCGUCAACCGAACCCUACGGCACCGGUGCUAACCAGUAACGAUAUUUACGCAGGCGGUCCCUCGCUGCAGUCCCAGUCGAGCAGCUGUAGCUACGCGUCAUCCUCAUCCAGUUCAUCAUCCAGCGGGGCGGCACAGCUGGCAGCACUAGUGUCGAGUCCGGCAGCGCUGGCAGCCGCUGCAGCUGCCUCUGCGCCACCCAUGGUCGCAACCGUAUCCCACACGGUCAACGGGAAUCUGGCUACACACACUAACAUCUCACUGAACAACAAUCACUGUAGCAACAGUAUGUGCACUGCCGCUGCCACCGCAAGCGCCACUAACAGUAGCCAAGUCAGCAAUCUUGUCAAGUGUAAUAAGUCCUCGUCCUCGUCUCUCCUAUCACAGACACCUAUCAGCAUUACUUCGACGCCCAGCGUCCACAGUCAGCACGUGCAACAGAACCGACUCAGUGCACCGGCGAGUUCCUCGGCAGCGACCCCAAGCGGUUCGAACCCGAGCAGUUAUCUGAUGUACAAGGCGCUAAAUAAAGCCCUGUCGAUGGAAAGCACAGCAUCAAGUUCCAUGGAGUCCAUAUAUCAACACCAGCAUCAUCAAAUGGUACGACAGAGUACCACGACUCCACCGCCACUACCCCCGCGGAAGUCAUCUCCCGGUAUGAUAUCGUCUGCGGCUUCCAGCUGUGAAGGCAGUCGGCUGAAGACGAGCAAUUCACGCUGUCAAUCGUCGCAGCAUUUGACCGCUCGCAGCGUUCAGACCCAAAUCAAUUCCGCUUCUAGUCUAUGCAACCUGUCGAAUCAAGUGGCCACCAAUCUGAACCUCAGCCGCAGUUCGGAAAAUCUUUCGACACUUACCCGCAACAGUAGAGCCAAUGUAGUUCCCAACACCAUUCCUCCCCCUGUUCCCAAACAUCAGAACAAUGAUCCCAGCGGCUCUGCACCUGGCAGCGGUGGUUGUCCCUGCAGUAGUAUUGUUGUCCAGUCCAAACUACCCAAUCAGGAAUCCCUGAACGAAGAGGAACUCGAUAAAGUGAUUGUAGGCCCAGCGGAAACUAUCAUCGGUAUCAUUGACACUCGACCACUCGAAGCCCGGCAACCCAUCAUACUGAAGGUCGAUGACAAGACUGACCAGAAUCUAGUCCUAACCAGCACAAGCAACGUGUACCAAUUCAAACCGACCUCCAUCACCACCAAUCUUAACGGUAUUCUUUCCAACGAGGUCACUGCUAUCUUGCAGCAAACUCAACCACAGCCUCCACCACCCCCACCCCAACAACACAUCCCAAAGCAACCACAACCACAACCCCGACACCAGCGUCAGCAACAGCAACAACAACCGCAACCGCAAACGACCAACACCAAUCAACAAACGCCGAACCUUCAGCAUCAGCGACAUCAAUCCCUUCCAGCGAACAACGCCGGCAUCAACGCAAAAGUCACUCCUCAUCCACCCUCGAAAUCCAUAACGACCUCUCAGCUGUCGGCUGCCAUUGCGGCAGCCGGUAGAACCAUCGGAAAUCCCCUACUCUACGAGAACAUUACCCUCACUCUGAAGGACUGCAACGGUAGCGCGGGCGGAAGCACCAACGCCACCGCCGCCAACAAUAACAACAACAACAAUCCCCAUCAUCAUCACCACCACCUGAACAGUAGCGCCGUGGCAGCCGCCUUGGCAAGCGCUAGCGGCGCUAGCGGCAUCAACAACAACACGAACGUGCCCUACGAGAACAUCAACCUGGAGUAUAUCGCCCGCCUGAUGCAGGAGGGCUACUCCAAGGAGAACGUCAUCACCGCACUUGGGAUUUCGCGCAACAACAUCGAGAUGGCGUGCGACAUUCUGCAUGAAUUUGUCAGCAAAAAUGGCGGCGGCGGAGGCUAAAGGCGUUGCAACAAGUGACGACGGCGACAACAACAACAACAAACAAACAAAACAUAGACUGCUAUAGAAGAGAUCAACAAACACACACAAAGUGGGAUUUUUAUUCUAACGUGAAUUAACUUUAUUAUUAUUGAUAUUCUAAUUAGAGAUAGUGGCUAAUUUUAGGUUGAAUGAUAAAAACUAGUAGGAAAAAAAAGAGCGAAAGAGGGAGGAAAUUAAAAAAUCAUACAAUCAUAAUAGCAAUAAAAAAAGAAUGUAACUUUUUUGAAUGUUCUCACUGUACAUAUAAUGGGCGAAGAAAGUAACACAAAUCUCAAGGUGAAGCUUUGUUUUAGUUCCUUACUAGACGAUAACUGAAUUUACUACUUGUACAGAGGAUAGGUAAUGAAAAAAGAAACAAAUGAAAAACACAAAUCAGCUGAGGAACGAUGUUGAUCAUUUAUUUUUUUGUAUUGAAUUAAGAUUUGGCUUGGUUUGAGAGAUGCUAUCCACAUUCGCUGAAAGUUUGUUGAAUGAAUCAAUUCUUUAGGAAAAUCAGCCGUGAAAUCAACGUGAAAUAUUUUGUAUAACUUUCAGACCGCUCGCUUUUUUAAUACGUAGAACCAGAGAUCGAAAUUCUCACAGCUGAGCGAGAUCAAUCAAUCCAGUUUUCGAUGAGUUGUGCAGUGUUCAAAUUUUCGUCUCUUCCUUUUCACCGAAAAUUCUAUUUCGGAGAGAGGGAUGUGACGAAAUCUGUCUCUCUCUCUGAAAUCCAACGAAAAUGCUUCACUGUUUCUAAUUUAGCUCUGAAAAUAUGGAAAAUGGAACAAAGAACGCGACGGCAGAGAAUUAUUCUGAGGAAACCUAACAAGGUAACCGAGAAAAUUCUUCUAAAAUCAAUUGUACUGACGAUAUAUUUUGUUAUUUAUCAUUAUUGAACUCCAAUCGCUAUUACAGUAAAUUAUUCUUGGGAAACCUGACAAAGCAACCGAAAAAAAUCUUCUUAAAUUAACAGAACCGGCGAUAUAUUGCGUUAUUUAUCGUGCCUAUUCAUUAUUGAACUCCAAUCGUGAUGACAGAAUUUUUUUCUUGGGAAACCUGACAAGGUAGCAGAACAAAAAUCUUCUCAUAUUAAUCGAACCGGCAAUAUUUUGCAUUAUUUUACGUACCUACUCAAUAUUUAACCCCAAUUGCGAUGGCAGAAAAUUGUUCUUGGGAAACCUGACAUGGUAACCGAGAAAAUUCUUCUCAAAUUAAUCGAACCGGAGAUAUAUUGCGAUAUUUAUCGUGCCUACACAUUAUUUAUCUCCAAUCGCGAUGACAGAAAAUUAUUCUUGGGAAACCUGACAAGGUAACAGAACAAAAAUCUUUUUAAAUCAAUCGAACCUGCAAUAUAUUGCGUUAUUUGUCGUGCCUAUUCAUUAUUGAACUCCAAUCGUGAUGACAGAAAGUUAUUCUUGGAAAACCUGACAAGGUAACAAAACAAACAUUUUCUUAAAUUAAUCGAACCGGUGAUAUAUUGCGUUAUUUAUCGUGCCUACACAUUAUUGAACUUCAAUGGCGAUGGCAGAAAAUUAUUCUUGGGAAACCUGACAAGGCGGAACUCCGAUCGCAACGGCAGAAAACUAUUGUUGAGAAACCUGACCAGGUAACCGAAAAAAAUCUUCUUAAAUCAAUCGAACCGGCCUACACAUUAUUGAACUCCGAUCGCGAUGGCACAAAAUUAUUCUUUAUCUAUUAAUCGAACCGGCGGAAAAUUAUUCAUGGGAAACCUGACAAGAUAACCGAGAAAAUUUGUUUAAAAUGAGUCGAACCGGCGAUAUAUUGCGUUAAAGAAAAAAACGCAAAAGAAAAAAAAAAUCUUCUAAAAUUAGGCGAACCGAGAAAAUUCUUCUAAAAUUAGGCGAACCGGUGGAAAAUUAUUCUAGGGAACCGGACAAGGUUACCAAGAAAAUUAUUCUAAAAUAAAUCGAGCCAUCGAUAUAUUUCGUUAUUUAUCAUGACUACUUAUUCUUGAACUCCAAUCGUGAUGGUAGACAACUCUUCUUAUGAAACCUGACAAUAUAACCGACAAAAUUCUUCUAAAAUAUAUCGAACCGUUGAUUUAUUUCGUUGUUUAUCGUGUACACUCAUUAUUGAACUCCAAUCGCAUCGACAGAGAAUUAUUCUUGGAAAACCUGACAAGGUUACCGAGGUUUUUUUCUAAGUUUAAUCGAACCUGCAAUAUAUUUCCCUAUUUAUCUUUGUAUUAAUAUAAAAUAUUCAAAUAUCUAAUCUAAUUUAUAUUAAUCUGAAAUUGCCUUUUCACGAACACAUUGUUAAAGUAGGACUACGAUACAAUAACCGUCGAGAAACAAACGUAUUCAAGAAUGAAACUCAACCUUUUGGUAGCACUAAUAAGGGCCGAUGAAUGAAUGCUUUCAUUGAGUGAGGGGCGCGAACACCAAUUUGAGCAGAUUUCCAAAUUAACUUUCAGAUUUAACACGUACUGUGCGCAGCAUUUCGAUGCCCCUUUUAACCCGGAAACAAUGCUCGAAUUCACGAAAGUUAAUUGAUCAAUCGGAAAUUCAUCAUUUAUUUGUCAUCCUGCUAGCAACCAGACGUCAGCCGCUGCGAUGCUUUCCAGAUUGGCAUUUUUUAAAGUUGGAGGCGAAUGAACUGAGAAAGUCUGAGAGUCUGAGAAAAUUUCUAUAAUUCAAAACAUUGUCAUAAUCACACCAAUAAAUUCGAACAGGCUUCUAAAUUCACAGAAAAAAAUAGCUUAAUUAUUAGCUUCCAGAAAAAAAAUUAUAAAAAUCAAUUCGCUUUUGAUUACCUCCGAUAUUAUUUUAUAGAAUGCAUCGAAAUCUAUAUAUAAUAUAUAAAAAUGGAGUGAUGUCUGUCUGUUUUUCUGUCUGUCUGAUUCUUAUGAACUCGGAAACUACUGAACCGAUCGACAUGAAAAUUGGUAUGUAGGGGUUUUUGGGGCCGGGGAACGUUUUCGUGACAGUUUGAGACCCCUCCCCCUCUCUAAGGGGGGGGCUGCCAUACAAAUGAAACACAAAUUUCUAAAUUUCUCGAGAAUUAAUCAAGCAAAUGAAACGAAAUUUGGCGUGUGGAGGUUUUAGGGUGCAAUAAAUGAUUCAAUGGUGAUUAGGUACCCCUCCCCUCUCUUUAAGAGGGGGCUGCCCUACAAAUAAAACACAAAUUUCUCCAUCACUCGCGAAUAUUAAUAUUAAGCAAAUGUAACCAAAUUAGGCAUAUGGAUGUUUAAGGGUGCAGUAAAUGAUUUUAUGGCGGUUAGAUCCGCUGACCAUUCUUAACUAGACUUUCAAGUAUAUUUAUAAAUUUUUGUGAUUUCAUCAAUAUUCAUAGAUUUUUAUGAUUUUAUUAGUUUGCUUUCAAUGCAGUUUUUGAGCUAAAGGAAAAAGUUUUUGAAUCAAUAAAUAACAAACAUCACUCAUACACCAUUUAUCUUUCAAAUGCGUCUGUAAUAACACUUUGUUCAGCCAACAAAGAGGUAUUAACUCUCAAAGCCUUGCACCCGAAACGUAGCGCUCUUGUUUUCGAAAUUUCAAACUUACACCCCAGCACAGAUGCAGAAAUGAUGUUUAAAUGGUUCAACCAUACAGAACCCCUUUCCACCAGACAGUUUGAAAAUCAACGCGGUGCCUCCACCGAACAAAAUCGCACCGAUAUCUAUCCUCCAUUCUUCCUUUGUAUCGAGCAAAACAGCUGUGUCUGGCAUUGAGAAAUACUACUGUCUGCUAGCUGAAGCGAGACUGUGACUUGAGUGAUGAUGAUCUCAUGGUUUGAAUUAUAGAGGCUUUAGAAUUUCACGGAUUUCUCGCUUCUAGCCUUAAAAAAGCCAAUUUGGAAGACUGAACCGAACACUCGGUCAUGGGAAGGUUCAUUUGGAAAGCCUCGCUGCCACCUGGUUGCUAACCGGAUGACUGAUGAAUCGUGAAUGCUGCGAAAUCGCGAAUAGCUUGUUUAUUCUCAGUAAAUUGAAAACGGGCGGAGCUCGAAUUGCAAUAUUUCCUAUAUCCACAUUAUACGUAGAACUAACGCUGCAUUUGUUAUUUCUGUUUCACGAGUUAGGGCAGCUAUACUGCAGAUUAGGUAUAACUGCCCUAAUCUAUCGAAUCAGAACCGUUGUUGACGUACAAGAUUCGUGCAAGAAACAAGAUUCUGAAAACGAAACCAUUUUUCGGCUAAUCAUAACUCACCGAAAAACACAAAUCAGCAAUGCGUUUCUCGUGAAAAUCGAAGUGAGGGUAUAGCAUUCCCUCUCCUCUCAUAUUCUCAACUAUUUUUCCAUAUGGGUGAGAACGAAUGUUUUUUCUCUCAAGUCGGCGAGCAUUUCGAUCUCUGCGUAGAACUAAACCUUCCGUUUAGUAUCGUUUUCCAUGAGUUUCCCCACGAUUGAUCCAUAGUACACAAAGACCACCAAAACCAGUAGUUUAUCCAGUUUUAAAUCCAAACAAUAAAACAAAACAAAAAUCAACAAACAUAUAUUGCACAACCCUUUUAAUCAGCCCACAUUUAAAAUAUCUGAAACAAGUAUCAAAAAUAGAGCUAAACUGCAAGCAAUAGAAUUCUAAAUUCUUCCUAUUUUCAUAUUUAAAUAUUUUUAACAAAAUCGUAUGAAGUAUAGCAUAAAUCAAUAUGGAAUGAAAAUUUGUGGAGACGUUAAAUUUGUAUAUAAUGAACCUGAACCACUUCUCCCGCACGCAGAUGCAAAAAAAACAAAAACAAAAUGUAAAAUGCACAAAUCAGAUGCAAUCAAAAAACGGUUGGAAUCGCGCGCUGAGGUCGUUAAGUGUCAGAGGUGUAGUUUCGUUUUUAUUUCAAAUCGUAUUUAUUGAUACUAUUCGAAACCAGGAUAACUGAGUGAAACACAGUGGAAAUCUUCUGUCGAAUAAUCACACCACAAUCAUCAUCGUCGUCAUCAUCAUCGCCAACAUUUCAAGUAUUUUAACGUCAGAUCCAAAACCUACCAAUUCUCUCCAGAGUCGCUUUCAUUUUUAACCCAA